Lachancea nothofagi CBS 11611 is the source of this 654-nucleotide messenger RNA. Lineage: Eukaryota; Fungi; Ascomycota; Saccharomycetes; Saccharomycetales; Saccharomycetaceae. The record is from the annotation of a GenBank genome assembly.
AUGAAUAAUCCAAACAGACAAUCAGGUAAGUUGGAAGAUAAGUCUAGUGCUCAUAAGCGAACUGUUAAAGCCAGGCUUUACCAGUAUUUCAGACUCUCCAGCUCGUUUCUGUUUGCUGCACUAGGUGCAAGAUGGGCGAUUCUUUUCCCAUUAGUGGGACUGAAAUUCACACCAGGAGGAAUUCAUGAAUUCCUGUGCUACCUGAUGGUAUAUGCUGGAGUCUCAGAGAUUGUUUGGACUUUCGUCUUCCACGGGCUCAAAAGAACCAUCUUCUCGAGAACUAUGCUAAAAGAUAUCAAUUUACUAUAUUUCGUAAUUACCAUGCAUUUUCAUGAUGAUUACGAGCACGCUCUGGUUUUGAAGAGUAUCGCAUAUUCUACUUUCAUUGCAUCGCUAGCGCUUAGCCAGACCUAUUGCCAUUGGUGCAAAUUGUUUCGGGCCCCAUCGCGCAGUCGAAGAACAGUGCUGUGGAAGAUAGACACAUUCGCAACAUUGCCCGUGCUGUAUUUGAGCGAAUUUUACUUGCUUCUGCUCAACUUACAAACACCCAGUUACCACACAUACCCUUGGCUCCAAAUCGUCAAUAAGGCUGUAUUAGUGGCCUUUAUUCCUGUUUCAUUGCAUUCGUUCAGAAAACAAGUUGCAGCGUGGUAA